AUGAAAAAUUUAAAAGAGAACAUUAAAAGUUGUCAGUCUUUUUAUAUAAGAUAAGAAUAAAUAAAUCUGGAUAUUAAGUUACAAAAUAGGUAGAAAAUUAAAUCUUUGCUUGAAGAAUAAUUUUCAAUAGCAUCAAAGGCUUUCCUCUUGUUUUAUUAAUUAUUGGAGCUGCCAAAUAAAUUUGAACAUAGAAUAGAUUUUUUAAUCAUAACAAUAAAUAGUAAAAAAGUAAAGAGGAUUUAAAAGAGGAAUUAAAAUAAAGAUUAAAGAGUCUUGAAAAGCCAUAAACUUAGUUAUAAGUUAUCCCCACUAUCUGAAAUUAUAAUUGUUUUAAGAUUAUCAUUCAAUAUAUUUUAUUUAUAAUGUGUUCUGCUAUUCACCUUCAUAUAGGGGGAGCUGGAGUUAUGAUAGGGAAUGAACUCUGGAAACUUUAUUAAAAGGAAUAAACAGAGACAAAUAUCUAGAGUUACAUUUACAAAGAAAAUGAUACUAAUAAUUUUCCAUUAACUAUGUUUAUGGAUUUAGAUGAUCGAAUGGUAAACGAAGUCAAAAAGAAUAAAUCCAUAAAUUAUCAAUCUAACUCCUUUGUUACGGGCAGGGAAGAUGCAGCAAGCAACUAUUGUAGGGCACAUUAUACAAUUGGAAAGGAAAUAAUUGAUAAAUGUUUAGAUAAUAUUAGAAAGCAAGUGGAAAGUGUCGACAGAAUAGAUUAAUUCAUUAUUACCUCUGCUUUAAGCGGUGGUACAGGAUCAGGCUUUACUUCUUUGCUUUUGGAAAGAUUAUCAGUUGAGUAUGGAGCUAAGGUAGAGAAAAUUGCAUUCUUAGUUUAUCCAUCUAAAGAAAUAUCUAAUAAUACAGUGGAUGCUUAUAAUGCUGUUUUAGCAACUCAUGGGACAUUAGAACAUUGCGACUCAGUCGUUAUGUUGGAUAAUCAAUCUAUGUAUUAAUCAAUAGAUGUGCAGAUUGGUUUGGAUUAUGUUGAUUAUACUCACUUGAAUAAUUUAGUAUGCUAAAUAAUUAGUUCUUACACUGGGUUAACAAGAUAUAGUAAUAUUGAUGGUAGUAAAUUAUUUACUGGGCUUUGCCCUUAUCCAAGAGUUCAUUUUGUAAUUCCUUCAUAUGGACCGUUAGCCUCUAUUAAUGAUUAUCUCAAUAAAGAAUUAACUGAAAAAUAACUUAUAUCAUAAAUAACAAAAUCAUCUUUAAGGUUGUUUCAAUCAGAAAUAUGUCCCGAACACAUUUGUGCAUCUCUAGUGCAUCGGUCUAAAUAUCCUAAUCAAUUUUUUGGUUAAUAAGAUUCGACUCUUUAAAGGAUGAAAAUCAAACAUUAAGACAGACCUAAUGUGUUUCAAUGUUUAUCUGCAAAUUACACAAUUAUUUCAGAGCUUGCCUAAUUAAAGUAGACUGGUAUAUUUCUUUCAAAUGAUGCUUCUUUGUACAAUUACUUUGAACUCCUUGGUAAGAAGUAUGAUUAUGUUUAUGCUAAAAGAGCAUUUGUUCAUUGGUUUGUAGGAGAAGGUGCUGAAUCAGGGGAGAUGUCAGAAUGUAGAGAAGAUUUAGCUGCUCUUAGCAAAGACUAUGAAGAGUUGACAGAGGGAGCAUUAAAUUUUUGUGAAAUGUUCGAAGAAGACGAUUAAGAAUGA
This is a messenger RNA of Paramecium octaurelia, 1643 nucleotides long. NCBI's taxonomy places the organism in Eukaryota, Ciliophora, Oligohymenophorea, Peniculida, Parameciidae. The record is from the annotation of a GenBank genome assembly.